Molecule: messenger RNA, 1356 nt
Organism: Hydra vulgaris (swiftwater hydra)
Lineage: Eukaryota; Metazoa; Cnidaria; Hydrozoa; Anthoathecata; Hydridae
Source: RefSeq, a predicted model, not a curated record
AUUACAUAAUACUCCUCAGUCCAUGGAGAUACGAUAGAGAAAAAACUUUUCAAUUCCAAUUAAAAGCAAAAUAAUUUUUACUAAUUAUGAGUGCGAAGAGAAGAGCUAAAAGUAGUUCUCAAGUUAGCCUUCAACAUGAAAUGUCAGUUUGCGGUAACACUCCUGUUAAAAGAGGUGAAUCUACGUUUUCAAUAAGAGCUAGUGAAGCAGGCAAUGCGGAAGAAAAAGCACUUCCUUCUAUUGGGCCUCAAAAGUUCCAAAGCAACAGCAAAACAGAUUUAUCUCUUCCUUCGAAAACAAAUCCACCUGUCGGAUUUUUCAAAGCAUUCUGCAAAGGAAUCAGAGGAUUAUGGCAAACACGAUACACAGAGGAUUAUACAGAUCGAGAAAUGAUUGUGAAAACCACAUUAAGAGAGUUGGCAAUUUAUUUUGUUUUUGUUCUCAUUUUGUGCAUAAUAACAUUUGGUAUGACAAGCUCUACAAUGUUUUACUUCACUAAAGUAAUGAAAGAUCUUUUUAGUGGUGAUCCAAAUAAUCCUCCAACAUUUGAUUCUGUCGGAAAUAUGGGCGAUUUUUUUGCUUAUGCAAUCAAUACUACUUUAUUGAGUGGACUUUAUUUUGAAAACUUUUAUAAUGGAGAUCCAGUACCUGAUAAUAUGAAAGGAUAUAUUUAUUUUGAAAAUAAGAUAUUAGGACGCCCAAGAUUGAGACAAGUUCGAGUUAAAAAUGCUUCAUGCAUUGUUGCUGAUUAUUUCAAAGACGACAUUAAAGAAUGUUAUGCUCCUUUUUCUUCGUCUGUUGAAUCAACAGCAAGUUUUGGACCAGAAAAUGGAUCAGCCUGGACUUAUGCAUCAGAACAAGAACUAAAUGGAAGAACACUUAGUGGACAAAUGUCAUCAUAUUCAGGUGGUGGUUUUACAGUGUUGCUAGGGGCAACUUCUGAUGAAUCAACUCAAAUUUUAAGUAACCUUCAGGAACAUCUCUGGCUUGAUCGUUCAACUAGGGCUGUAUUUAUUGAUUUCUCUGUGUAUAAUGCUAAUAUUAACCUGUUUUGCAUUAUUACAUUACUCUUUGAGUUUCCAGCUACUGGUGGUUGUCUUACAUUUUCGACUUUCCGCACUUUAAAACUAUUGCGCUAUGUUACCACUAUGGAUCACUUUGUGAUGGCUUGUGAAGGACUAUUUAUUGUAUUUAUUGUAUAUUAUUUCAUUGAAGAAUCUUUAGAAAUUAAGAGGCAUGGUAAAAAAUAUUUCUCUGAUAUGUGGAACAUCUUAGAUCUAGUUGUUAUUGGCAUGGGAUUUAUUUGCAUGGCCUUUAAUAUCUAUCGAACAGUAACAGUCAACAAAAUUUUGCGUC